Molecule: messenger RNA, 453 nt
Organism: Coffea arabica (coffee)
Lineage: Eukaryota; Viridiplantae; Streptophyta; Magnoliopsida; Gentianales; Rubiaceae
Source: RefSeq, a predicted model, not a curated record
AUGGCGUUUUGUAUAGAUUACAGACGUUUGAAUGAAAUGACCAUUGAGGAUAGAUAUCCCAUCCCAAAUGUAGAUGAACUGAUCAAUGAGUUAGCAGGAUCCAGUGCUACACUUGAGUUGCAUGUGGAACAUUUGAGAACAAUACUAUCUGUCUUGAGGAAACAUAGUCUAUUUGCAAAGAGAUCUAAAUGCUCCUUUGCCCAGCAGAGGGUGGAGUACCUUGGGCACACCAUCACUGAAAAUGAAGUAUCUAUGGACCAGUCAAAAAUAGAAAGGAUUAUGAACUGGCCUACUCCUAAGACUAUCAAGGAGUUAAGGGGCUUUCUGGGGUUGACUGGGUAUUAUAGGAGGUUCAUCAGGUACUAUGGAGUCAUCUGCAGGCCACUUAUAGAUUUGCUUAGGAAAGACAACUUUGUCUGGAAGCAGAGGCACAGCAAGCAUUUGAUUCACUAA